Meloidogyne enterolobii is the source of this 684-nucleotide messenger RNA. Lineage: Eukaryota; Metazoa; Nematoda; Chromadorea; Rhabditida; Meloidogynidae. The record is from the annotation of a GenBank genome assembly.
AUGCUCUUUAUUUUAAUUUUUCUUGUAACAAAUUUAUUUUGUUUAAAUAAAAUUUCUGCAAUUAAACAACAACACGUGGAAAAAAUAGCAGAUUUUCUUUUGGUUAAUGAAAACGUUAAAACAAAAGUUUAUGUUGAAGGUUGGAAUACUGAAAGAGGAAUAAGCAUAAAUGUGGCAAAGAAUUUCGAAAUUGGUUUGAAUGAAAUUGAAAAAACUAUGAGUGAUAGAAAAGAGUUUGAAGAUUUUUUAGAAAAUACAAAAAAUUUAUUUAGAUCCGGGGAUGAUGGGCGUGUUUUGAUUGUUAAAAAUAUUUGGAGAAAAAAUAAGGAUUAUAAAAAGGAUUAUUUGAUUUUAUCUUCAAAUUAUCAGAAAAAGCUUGAUGCGCAAUCAUAUUGUCUAACAAAAUUUUUGUUCAACAAAUACGGGGAAAGUUAUUUUAGUUACAAUAUUGUUCCAAAUUUAAACAGAUGUUCAAACGAAGGUCUUGUAAUUAUGAAUCGUUAUAGUAUUCGUAAUAAUGAUAAAUUAAAUGUAUUUCGAUGGAAUAUAGUGAAUAAAAACCCUAUAAAAGAAUUAAGUUUUAAGGAAAACACUGAAGAAUUUAUUCAACUUGAUCGGUGCAAUAAAAUUUUCGAAAUUAAGAGGUUAUUCGAAAUUAAGAGUUAUAAGCCUUCAAUUUGGUAA